AUGGUUACUUCUGCUGCUGAAGACAUCGGCCUCGCGCCUGAGUGGAUGAAGUGGGAAACCCAAGCCGGCACCCGCCCCGUUCUCUCCGGCGACAUCCCCAACAUGCGCCAGCAAAUGGACGGUCUCUCGCAGCUGCUCAAAGAUCAAUGGAACGACUUCCAUCCCCUCGACGGCGGCGUGUCCACCAUCGAUCUCGUUACGCCCUGCGGCCUCGACGUGCGCGUUUACCAGCCUGAAGACUCCAAAGGAAAGGCAGUUCCGAUCGGCGCUUUCUAUCACUGUGGUGGAUACUGCAUCGGUGGUAUUCAAGUUGAAGAUACCCUCGUUCGCAACCUCUGCAAGCUAUCUCAGACAGUCAUUGCCUCAAUUCAGUACCGCCAUGCACCGGAAUAUCCCGCGCCCACCGCGCUCGACGACUGCGUGCGUGCGACAAAGUGGGUAGCCAGUAACGCCGCCUCGUGGGGUGCUGAUCCAAACAAACUCUACACGAUGGGUCCCUCGGCCGGCGCGGCGCUCUCGAUCUCUGUCCCUCUGCGUCUGCACGACGAAGGCGGCGACAGUGCAGGACUCGUCAAGGGCGUAAUCUCGUUGUCGCCGUGUGAAGUUCAUCCUGAUCAUAUUCCGGAGAAGUUCAAGGGCAUGCACACAUCGGCGGAGAACUCGGCAGGCCGGCUGCCCGUCAUCGACAUUGAGUCCAUGCGCACGUUCUACUCGACCUAUACGGUGCCCUUGGACGACAAGUACACGUUUGCAAUCUACUACCCCAAACUGCAAGUUCUUCCGCCGGUCUACAUUGUCUCUGCGGAGUUUGAUCCGCUGCGAGACGACGCGUAUGUGUUUGAGAAACUAGUAAAGGAAGCCGGCGGCAAGAUCACGCACAAGACCUACAAAGGCCUGCCGCACGUCUUCUGGCUCUUCCCGCUUCCUCAAUCACUCCAGUUCUUUGAAGACACCGCGAAGGCCAUUAAGGGUCUGUUCUGA
Messenger RNA from Myxozyma melibiosi, 981 nucleotides. Its product is annotated as Alpha/Beta hydrolase protein. Gene Ontology annotation, molecular function: hydrolase activity. The transcript has 3 exons. Lineage: Eukaryota; Fungi; Ascomycota; Lipomycetes; Lipomycetales; Lipomycetaceae. The record is from RefSeq and is a predicted model, not a curated record. The coding region runs from base 1 to 981 and encodes 326 amino acids.